This is a messenger RNA of Gasterosteus aculeatus aculeatus (three-spined stickleback), 5614 nucleotides long. RefSeq names its product DNA topoisomerase II beta (gene top2b). Gene Ontology annotation, cellular component: nucleus. Gene Ontology annotation, biological process: sister chromatid segregation; DNA topological change; resolution of meiotic recombination intermediates. NCBI's taxonomy places the organism in Eukaryota, Metazoa, Chordata, Actinopteri, Perciformes, Gasterosteidae. Gene Ontology annotation, molecular function: DNA binding; DNA topoisomerase type II (double strand cut, ATP-hydrolyzing) activity; ATP binding. The record is from RefSeq and is a predicted model, not a curated record.
CGCCGUCCAUCAUGCAGAUGGCGGAGCCGGACAGCUGAGCUGCUGCUAGCUAAAUCCUCGUUUUAUUUCUAAAAUGAAAUGUAUUUAAGUACAUCGUUUUCUUAGCGUUUGAGCUGAACCCCUAUUUUAUUCUAUUUUGUUUUCUCAUGCAUUUGUAAUUAUAUUUAAUGUGAGCGUUUUCUAGCGUAUUUAUUUAAACACAAGUAGCCCGGUUAGCAUCUUUGUUGGAAGUUUAGGCCCACUGUGGCUCCGCUCGUCGAUUUUAACAAUAGCCGCGACACACUCCCCUUCUCGACUUGUUUUGGUACAUUCAAAGGAUUAUCCUUAAUGCAAACCGAAGAAAAACAUGGAAGAUAAACCGGUCCGGCUAGCUCUCAGCAACUGAUACACACGGACCUUUAAUACAACGGGAAUUGAAGACAUUUUACGGGGAGCAUUAUUAAGAAUUAGGACCACAAAGGAAGAUGUCCAACGGCGCCGCAGGAAGCGGAGGUCUGGCGUGGAUGGAGGCUGCGAAUGGUCGAGGUGAUGCUGGCAAGAUGGAGGAUUCCAAGAAGGCCAAAGCGGCCUCCAAGUUGUCCGUGGAGCGAGUGUACCAGAAGAAGACCCAGCUGGAGCACAUCCUUCUCCGCCCGGACACGUACAUCGGCACCGUGGAGCCGAUCACUCAGCAAAUGUGGGUUUUUGAUGAAGAAAUAGGAAUGAACCAGAGGGAGAUCACCUACGUUCCUGGACUGUACAAAAUCUUUGAUGAAAUUCUUGUCAACGCGGCAGACAACAAACAAAGAGACAAGAACAUGAACGCAAUAAAGAUCACCAUUGAUCCAGAGUCCAACACCAUUUCUAUCUGGAACAACGGCAAAGGAAUCCCUGUGGUGGAGCACAAGGACGAGAAGAUGUACGUGCCGGCUCUCAUUUUCGGCCACCUGCUCACCUCGAGCAACUACGACGAUGACGAGAAAAAGGUCACGGGUGGAAGGAACGGCUACGGCGCCAAACUCUGCAACAUCUUCAGCACCAAGUUCACAGUGGAAACCGCCUGCAAGGAGUACAGACACAGUUUCAAGCAGACGUGGCAGAACAACAUGAGCAAGACGUCUGAGCCCAAGAUCAAGUUCUUUGAUGGGGAUGAUUUCACCUGCGUGACCUUCCAGCCGGACCUCUCGAAGUUCCAGAUGGAGAAGCUGGACAAGGACACUGUAGCGCUUCUUACUCGCAGAGCAUACGAUGUCGCUGGUUCCUGCAGGGGGGUCAAAGUCACGCUGAACGGGAAGAAAUUACCUGUGACGGGGUUCCGCAGCUACGUGGAUCUGUACGUGAAGGACAAGCUGGACGAGAUGGGCGUCGUCCUGAAGGUGGUGAACGAGACCGUGAACGACCGCUGGGAGGUUUGCCUCACGCUGAGCGAGAAGGGGUUCCAGCAGAUCGGCUUCGUCAACAGCAUCGCCACGACCAAGGGAGGCAGACAUGUUGACUAUGUGGUGGACCAGAUAGUGGCCAAACUCAUUGAAGUGGUGAAGAAGAAGAACAAGGCCGGAGUGACAGUCAAACCCUUCCAGGUGAAGAACCACAUCUGGGUGUUUGUGAACGCACUGAUCGAGAACCCCACAUUUGACUCCCAGACCAAGGAGAACAUGACACUCCAGACCAAGAGCUUCGGGUCCAAGUGCCCUCUCUCGGACAAGUUCAUCAGAGGAGCAACCAACUGCGGGAUCGUUGAGAGUAUACUCAACUGGGUGAAGUUCAAAGCUCAGACACAGCUCAACAAGAAGUGCUCAUCUGUGAAGUACAGCAAGAUCAAAGGCAUCCCCAAGCUGGACGACGCCAACGACGCCGGUGGCAAACACUCGGGUGAAUGCACACUCAUCCUCACCGAGGGGGACUCGGCCAAGUCGCUGGCCGUCUCUGGGCUGGGAGUCAUCGGGCGCGAUCGCUACGGCGUGUUUCCUCUGAGGGGGAAGAUCCUUAACGUGCGAGAGGCGACGCACAAGCAGAUCAUGGAAAAUGCUGAGAUCAACAACAUCAUCAAAAUCGUGGGCCUCCAGUACAAGAAGAGCUAUGAAGACCCCGAGUCACUAAAGAGCCUGCGCUACGGCAAGAUCAUGAUCAUGACUGAUCAGGAUCAAGACGGCUCGCAUAUCAAAGGUCUGCUCAUCAACUUCUUCCACCACAACUGGCCGUCUCUACUGAAACACACAUUCCUGGAGGAGUUCAUCACACCCAUUGUCAAAGUAACCAAGAACAAGCAGGAGUCGGCCUUCUACAGCAUUCCAGAGUUUGAUGAGUGGAAGAAAAACACAGAGAACUUUAAAACCUGGCAUAUAAAGUACUACAAAGGUUUGGGAACGAGUACAAGCAAAGAGGCAAAGGAAUACUUUGCCGACAUGGAGAAGCACCGCAUUUCCUUCAGGUACAGCGGGGCCGAGGACGACGCUGCCAUCACACUGGCCUUCAGCAAGAAGAAGACGGAUGACAGGAAAGAGUGGCUGACGAACUUCAUGGAGGACAGACGCCAGAGGAGGAUGCACGGCCUACCAGAGCAAUACCUGUAUGGAACUCAGGCCAGGCACCUCUCCUACAAUGACUUCAUCAACAAAGAGCUGAUUCUCUUCUCCAACUCUGACAACGAGAGAUCCAUCCCGUCCUUGGUUGACGGUUUAAAGCCCGGCCAGAGGAAGGUGCUGUUCACCUGCUUGAAGAGGAACGACAAGAGGGAAGUGAAAGUAGCACAGCUGGCCGGCUCGGUUGCAGAGAUGUCCGCCUACCAUCACGGAGAGCAAGCUCUCAUGAUGACCAUCGUGAACUUGGCCCAGAACUUUGUGGGCAGUAACAACGUGAACAUCCUGCAGCCGCUCGGUCAGUUCGGUACUCGCAUCAACGGAGGCAAAGACGCCGCCAGCCCCCGUUACAUCUUCACCAUGCUCAGUCCACUCGCCAAGCUGUUGUUCCCGUCUGGGGACUCCAACCUGCUCAAGUUCCUGUACGAUGACAACCAGAAGGUGGAGCCGGAGUGGUACAUUCCCAUCAUCCCCAUGGUGCUGGUCAACGGAGCCGAGGGCAUCGGAACGGGCUGGGCGUGUAAGAUCCCCAACUACGACCCGCGAGAGAUCGUCAACAACAUCAACCGGCUGCUCAACCACCAGGAUCCGCUGCCGAUGCUUCCCAGGUACAAAAACUUCAAAGGGGUGAUUCACGAACUGGGUCAGAACCAGUACCUGGUCAGUGGAGAGGUGUUGGUCAUUGACAGAAACACCAUUGAGAUCACAGAGCUUCCCGUUCGGACUUGGACACAGGCGUAUAAGGAGUCUGUGCUGGAGCCCAUGCUGCAGGGAAAUGACAAAACGCCAGCUCUCAUCUACGACUACAAGGAAUAUCACACGGACACAACGGUCAAGUUUGUGGUUCGCUUGUCUGAGGAGAAACUGGCCCAAGCCGAAGCAGUCGGCCUCCACAAAGUCUUCAAGCUGCAGUCCAGCCUCACCUGCAACUCCAUGGUGCUGUUUGACCACAUGGGCUGUCUCAAGAGGUACGAUUCAGUCCAAGACAUCCUCAGGGAGUUCUACGAGCUCCGCCUGACCUACUACAAGCUGAGGAAGGACUGGUUACUGGGCAGCCUGGGAUCCGAGGCGGCCAAACUGAGCAACCAGGCUCGCUUUGUCCUGGAGAAGAUCGAGGGAAAAAUAUCAAUCGAGAACAAAACCAAACGUGAACUGAUCCGCAUGCUCGUCCAGAAAGGCUUUGAGUCCGAUCCAGUCAUAGCCUGGUCCAAGUCUCAGGAAAAGGCCCAGGAGGAAGAUUACCGUGACGGAAACGAGAGCGACGGCUCGGUGGACUCGGGCUCCUCGUCGGGGCCAAACUUCAACUACAUCCUCAACAUGCCUCUGUGGUGCCUGAGUAAAGAGAAGGUGGACGACCUGCUCAAACAGAGGGACCACAAGAGAGCGGAGCUGAAUGAUCUCCAGAAGAAACAACCAGAGGAUCUGUGGAAGGAGGACUUGGCAGUGUUCAUCGAGGAGCUGGAUAAAGUGGAGCUCCAGGAGCGGGAGGAGCAGAGUUUAGGAAAGGCCGUCAAACUGGUGAAGGGGAAGGUGGGCAAACCCAAAGCGAAGAAGCUGAACCUGGAGGAGACAAUGCCCUCGCCGUUUGGCCGCAGGGUGGAGCCUCCGACUCUGGCAAUCAGAUCCGACGCGGCCAAGAAACUGUCCCGAAAGAAGAAGAGUGACGUAGAUCCCGGCGUGAAGUUGGAGUUCGACGAGGAAGGUUUGCCCGUCGAGGGAGCAACAGGAGAAAGCGCUGCGGCCAAACCAAAAGCUCCACGUGUCAAGAAAGAGAAGAAAGAACCCGGUGCUCCCAGAGUGAGAAAACCCCCGGCACCCAAAGGUACCCCCGUUAAGAAGGCCAAAAAGAGAAACCCCUGGUCCGAGGACGAGUCCAAGUCCGACAGCGACGCGGAGGAUAUCCAGCCCGUCAUCCCUAGAGAGACCAAGUCCCAGAGGGCGUCAGCCUCCAAGCCGAAAUACACGUUCGACUUCUCGGAGGAGGAAGAGGAGGAGGAGGAGGAGGAUGCUGAGGGAGAGGAGAACGGCGGCGGCGACGACGGGGCUUCUUCCCCGAUGAGGUCGUCUAAAGACGACUUUCCCGCCUCCUCCGAGACCAAGGAGCGGCACAGCGACCACAAGGAGGACGAAGACGACGAAGAUAACGAGGACUCCUACUCGGCUCCCCAACAAAAGACCACGUCCGCUGCACCUGCAGCUAAAAAGAAGGAGACGACCAGCAUCUUCUCGUCCAAGUCGGCCUUCUCUGAAAAAAGCAACGACAGUGACGGGUCCAAGUCUGACAGCGACGACGGCGUCGGCCGAGGCUUCUCAACCUACUCCAGCAGCUCCGCCGUCGACAAGCUGUCGCAGGCAAAGAAAGCAGCAGCCAAGAAGCCGUCCGAAGCAGCUGCCAAGCCUAAGAAGCCACCGGCACCAAAAGCAAAGAAACCUGAUAAAUCCAUCUGGGACUCUGACUCCGACACGGGCUCCAAGAAGCCAGCACCAGCACCGGCUCUCAAAGGUAAAGGCAGAGGGAGGAAGAGGAAGGGCUCAGGCUCCGAAGAUGAGUACAGUCCAAUGAAAAAAGCGGUGAAACCUGUCGGCAGAAAACCUCAGAAGCCCCCCUCAGAUGACGAGGACAACGACAGCAACGGCCCCGGCGCGACGGGCGCGGCGUCCCGCGACCGGCCGGGCCGGGCCAAGAAGGAGGUGAAGUACUUCGUCGAGUCGGACAACGGGGAGGAGGACGACUUCGACGACAUGUUCAACUGAAGCUUUACACACACACACACACUCCGCCCCCCCCCGUGUUCCCACAGACUUUUGUACAUUUCUUCUUUUCACUUUAUUUUCAUUAAUGGUGAUGUUUAAUGACUUUUUUUUAACGUGUAUGUGUUUUACACUUUAUUAUACAUAUACGGCUUUCUUUUUUUAUCGCUCAUUGAAAUGUUCUGUAUUUGUCCGAAGCGGCUUUUAGGAGUUUAGAACGCGGUGCUUGAGCACAUUUUAACUGUUAAAAUACUAUGUAACUUUUUGAACAUGAAGUUGAAAGUAAACAAUGAAAUAUCAGCAGG